Molecule: messenger RNA, 639 nt
Organism: Triticum turgidum subsp. durum (durum wheat)
Lineage: Eukaryota; Viridiplantae; Streptophyta; Magnoliopsida; Poales; Poaceae
Source: the annotation of a GenBank genome assembly
AUGGAGAAGGUUGAGAGUUUGCUGAAGGACUUGCGCUUGUCAGAGAAGGAGAAGAAGGGGAUCAAGAUCGGUUGGACGGGAUCGGGGAAGGCAGGAGUAGUGGAACCCCAGGCGAUGGCGCAGCUAUUGUCGGAGAAACCGGUGUUCGUUGAGGCGAUGGCGGAGACGCUGGGUCGGAUCUGGUGCCCCAUAAAGGGUGUGGCUUGUAAGGAGGUUGGGGAGAACAUCUUCCACUUCACCUUCGGGCGGGAGUCGGGGAAGAGAAUGGCGCUGGAUGGGGGACCGUGGGAAUUCGGGAAUGAUUUGCUGGUAAUGGAGGACUAUGUUCCCAGGAAGCGCAUUGAGGAUUACAACUUCGAUACUAUCCCGAUCUGGGUACGUGUGCUGCGCCUCCCUUUGGGACUGAUGACCCGAGAUGUGGGAGAAGCCGUUGAGGCUGAGAUUGGUGAAGUGUUGGAAGUCGACACUCAGGCAGAUGGAGGAGCGGUAGGCAAGUACCUGUGGAUGAAGGUGAGGAUGAAAAUCACGGUUCCACUGAUGCGGGGGUUUACCUUGGAGGAGGAAGAGGGUGAACAGAAUCUGAUCACGAGUGGAAAAGAGCAAGAGGGGGAGGAGGAUAGGAAUUGGUGCCCAUUCUAG